Molecule: messenger RNA, 720 nt
Organism: Echinococcus granulosus
Lineage: Eukaryota; Metazoa; Platyhelminthes; Cestoda; Cyclophyllidea; Taeniidae
Exons: 6
Coding region: 1-720 (239 amino acids)
Source: RefSeq, a predicted model, not a curated record
AUGGCUGUACUCCACGUGAACCAAAUCGCACUAACUGCAAUUCAUUUUGAAACCGCUCGACUCUCCAUUCAAAAAGUAGUAAAUUUUUCACUUGGAGCAAUCACCUUCGCCAAAGUGAACCCUUGCACCUCACACGAUGUACAUGUAGUGGCACUUAGAGGUCAAGUCAGCUUUUUGUCUUACGUGGGAAAGAUCAAAACACCACCCACUGGAUUUCAAAAUGCUGGACUCGCACCAGUCGUUGCUCAUUCAAAUUCAUUUAACAGUAACAAUGUGACAUCUCAUAGUGUAAAACUGUUGAAUGACAAAUACAUAAAUUCGCAUGGCUUACCUAAGGUCCCCUUAACUAAGUUACCCAAACAAACAAAUCAGAAACAAAAGCAAAGUUUGCACAGCAUGCAAGAAAUUGAUGGAAAAGAUAUCGUCGUCGUAAAAAUAUUUUGUAUUGUUCUAGCAUUCAUGCUCUCACCACACCUAUCUGUACUACUGUUAAAUAAACAAUGCUUUAAAGUUAUGAUUGUUGCGUCAUACAACCAGAGAAUGUUUUCAUAUCAACAGUUUAUUGUGUGCAUUUUCGAAAAUGUUACUAAACUUCUCUUUGUUGCUGCUCUACCAUUUUAUAAAUCAAAUCAAAGCAAAUCAAAUUCGUUUUUAGUAGGCGGAUAUUCUUUGCAUGAUGUCGAAAUAAAUAAUGAAAAGUAUUUGCUUCAAAAGCAAUAA